Messenger RNA from Strongylocentrotus purpuratus (purple sea urchin), 1027 nucleotides. Its product is annotated as cysteine-rich motor neuron 1 protein-like. The coding region runs from base 14 to 1027 and encodes 337 amino acids. Gene Ontology annotation, molecular function: protein binding. NCBI's taxonomy places the organism in Eukaryota, Metazoa, Echinodermata, Echinoidea, Camarodonta, Strongylocentrotidae. The transcript is spliced from 6 exons. The record is from RefSeq and is a predicted model, not a curated record.
CGAAACACUCCAAAUGAUGAUGAAUCGUUCUUGGUACCUUGCUUGUCUUGUAUUUGGAAGUCUGGUGCUCGUGGUGCAUCAUGUCUCUUCCCAAGAGUCCAUCAGCAUCUCAUCCGGCGAACCCAGUUACCCUUGUGUUUAUCGUGGAAUACCGUAUCUUCACUCCGAGGUGUGGCGCGUUGACGAAUGCACAACCUGUUCGUGUGAUAACAGCAGUAUAACAUGCGUAAUUGAAUCUUGUCAACCGGUAUUCUGCGUAGAACCCCUUAAACUGCCAGGAGGAUGCUGCUUUAUCUGUCCGUACGACGUGACCGUGCGUGAAGUUACACCCACCAUACAAGUUAAACACAAGACAACUAACGGUCACACAACACUGUUUCUUGCGGUAGAAGUCAAGUUUAGAGAUGCCAAAGACAAGACAGGAGUGAGCGGCGAAUCUCUCUGGGAGUUGUCUGCCUGGAUUGCUCUUGUAAACAUUUCUCACAGUCACACCAAAAUAGGUUUCACCGAGCAAGUUCUCAAUGCUGGUCAAGCAUCGCAGUGGUUCAUCAAAGGAGAUCAAUUCAUCUUUCGGGACGUCGUGUAUCCCUUCGUAGCUCCCGCAUCUUUAAUGUGCGACGAGGCCGAGGUCUGUGUUGAGCUUAGACGUGGAAUAAAUGCAGUAACAACCGAUGGUCGUCCUUUCAAUUUUGACACACCGUUUAUUGGCUGCACUUCACUGUGUACUGGACGUGACUUAUUCCCUUGUCCGGAUAAAGAAGGAAAACAUUUGCACAAAGAUGUCUGGCAACAAGAUCCGUGUACACAAUGUACUUGUAACAACGGAACAGCUGAGUGUUCUACAAAGGAAUGCCCCGGUCCUGGUUGCAACAGGCCUGUGAGACUUGAAGGCGAAUGCUGUCUAUCCUGUCCAUAUCAAUCUCCCGACAAUUCCGAUUUAUGGAUAACACUGGUGAUAUCAACCAGUGUUCUCGUCGGUGUAGUAAUCGUCGCCCUGACCAUUGUUUGCUUGCGUCAUCGGAAGUAA